Messenger RNA from Quercus robur (English oak), 507 nucleotides. Its product is annotated as myrosinase 4-like. Gene Ontology annotation, molecular function: beta-glucosidase activity. NCBI's taxonomy places the organism in Eukaryota, Viridiplantae, Streptophyta, Magnoliopsida, Fagales, Fagaceae. The coding region runs from base 1 to 507 and encodes 168 amino acids. Gene Ontology annotation, biological process: carbohydrate metabolic process. The transcript has 4 exons. The record is from RefSeq and is a predicted model, not a curated record.
AUGAAGGCUUUGGUAAGGGAUGGACUUCCAAAAUUCACAGAUGAUGAGAAGACUUUAAUUAAAAGAUCCUUCGACUUUAUUGGUAUCAAUUAUUAUACAUCCAAAUAUGCAACUACCGUAGCAUUUGAUAAAGAUGCAACCUUUUCUGCCUAUUCUGACUAUCAGUUUGCUACAAUCUCAGGAAUAUCUAAUCCAUCUUUCCUGGUUGUUGCAUUUGUCACAGCUGAGAAUAAAGAUGAGAAACGAGAUGAUACUAUUGCAGUAGAGACUACAUUACAAGAUGAUGUUCAGAUUCAGCAUAUUCUUGCCCAUCUUUAUGCCAUUUCAGUAGCCAUGAAACAGGGAGCAAACGUAAAUGGAUACUUCAUGUGGGCUUUAAUGGACUGCAUGGAAAUAGGGUCAGGCUACACUAUGCGGUACGGGCUUGCUUACACUAAUUACCUCAACAACUUGGACAGAAUCCUCAAGAAGUCUGCGAAAUGGCUCAAGGUCUUCUUGGCUAGCUAA